AUGCCUAGGCAGCAAGACGAAGCCAUUGGCAGGGUCGUGUAUAUCAGUCCAACAGCUGGUGAUUCGUACUUCUUAAGGAUUUUAUUAAAUAUUGUGAGGGGUCCUAGAGGUUAUGACGAGGUUAUAAACCCACUUAAGCUUUCGGACCAUACCUGGAGGUUAUUAGCUGAGGACAUAUUUUACAUUAAACGAAAGGAAUUUCGAUUUCCAGAACUUGACUUACAAGAUGAGCAGUUGAAGCAGUAUACUCUACUUGAGGUGGAAAAGCACGUGAAAGAACAUAAUCAGUCGCUAGCAGACUACGAUAAUAUGCCUCAGCCAGAUAAAUCAAUUUUAUCAGAGAUAGACAACCCAGAUUUACGUCAGGAACUGAUCUAUGACGUUAGGAAAGAGGCUGAGACGCAUAGACAAUUGUUUGGCGCAUUAAAUCAGGAUCAGCGGAAUGUAUAUGAUGCUGUUUUGAAGUCAGUCGAAGAUCAGUCGGGACAAUUGAUCUUUGUAUAUGGUGCAGGAGGAACGGGUAAGACAUACCUAUACAGAACUAUUAUCGCAAGGCUUAGGCCAGCUAGCAAAAUAGUUAUACCAGUUGCCACUGCUGGUAUCGCUGCGCUACUUCUUCUAGGCGGGAGGACAGCUCACUCACGGUUUAAAUUGCCACUGAACCUAGAUGAUCGCUCGAUGUCUGAAAUUCACAAAGGGUCCAGCUUAGCUGCGUUAAUAUCUAAGGUGAACCUAAUAAUAUGGGAUGAAGCGCCGAUGGCACACAGACACGCGUUUGAAACACUAGACCGUUCUCUCAGAGAUUUGUUGUCGCAUGAUAACCCGUCGGCUGUGACCCAACCUUUUGGUGGCAAAACGGUGCUUCUUGGCGGUGAUUUUAGACAGAUCUUGUCAGUUAUCCCACACGGAAAAAGGCCAGACAUGGUUCUCGCAUCCAUUAGCAAAUAUUAUCUAUGGAAAAUGGCACGAGUAUUCUCUCUAUUCAUAAACAUUCGACUGCGGCAAGAAGAUAAAGAUUUCGCGAAAUGGAUCUUAGAAGUCGGAGAUGGGGAAGCUGACACUUCUGAAACUUCACAUGAGGCAUUAGGAGAUGCUUCAUAUCCUAACUUCCUCCAGAACUAUCGAAGCAAGGAAUAUCUUAAAGAGAGAGUUGUCUUGACCCCUACAAAUAAUAUUGUACACGAGGUAAACGCCUAUCUCCUCACCAAGGUCCCAUCACAGGCUAGAGAGUAUUUAAGCUCUGGUUCCAUUGAGUUAGAAGCUACACCGGAUGAUGACUGGACCAACCAUUACCCUCAAAAGUAUCUAAAUUCACUAGAAUUUCCUAGCAUGCCCAACCACAUAUUGUGUUUGAAAGUUGGAGCUCCAGUGAUGAUGCUGCGCAAUCUUAACAAGGAUCAAGGUUUGUGUAAUGGUACAAGAAUGAUGGUCAAACGACUUGGUCACAGGGUUGUUGCAGCCGAAAUCAUGGCUGGGACAGAUGUUGGAGAACAAGUUUUGAUUCCUAGGAUACAGCUGAGUCCCACUGACACCAUUCAUCCCUCGUCUUUCGUCGAUGCUAAUUCCCAAUCAGAUUGUGCUACGCCAUGA
Brassica oleracea var. oleracea is the source of this 1590-nucleotide messenger RNA. Its product is annotated as ATP-dependent DNA helicase PIF1-like. Gene Ontology annotation, biological process: DNA repair; telomere maintenance. Lineage: Eukaryota; Viridiplantae; Streptophyta; Magnoliopsida; Brassicales; Brassicaceae. Gene Ontology annotation, molecular function: DNA helicase activity. The record is from RefSeq and is a predicted model, not a curated record. The transcript has 3 exons. The coding region runs from base 1 to 1590 and encodes 529 amino acids.